Messenger RNA from Puntigrus tetrazona (Sumatra barb), 873 nucleotides. It is a transcript of the gene pth1b, whose product is annotated as parathyroid hormone 1b. The transcript is spliced from 3 exons. Gene Ontology annotation, biological process: intracellular calcium ion homeostasis. The record is from RefSeq and is a predicted model, not a curated record. Lineage: Eukaryota; Metazoa; Chordata; Actinopteri; Cypriniformes; Cyprinidae. Gene Ontology annotation, cellular component: extracellular region. Gene Ontology annotation, molecular function: hormone activity. Bases 87 to 386 code for a protein of 99 amino acids.
CACCGAACAACACAUGGACCCUCUCAGCACAGCAGCUACAAAAUACAGAAGCAGUCAAAUAAAAGACAACAAUACCUGGUAUCACUAUGUUACCCAUACGUUCUUUGGAGAAAAUCGUGCUCAUUAUUGUGCUGUGGGGUCUUUGCAGUUUGCUAUAUCUGGAAGGACGGCCACUCAGCAAGAGGUCAAUCAGCGAAGUUCAGCUCAUGCACAAUGUUCGGGAGCACAAGGAGAUGUUGGAAAGGCAGGACUGGCUUCAGCUGAAGCUCAACAAUAUCCUCAUCCCCUCAAUAAACGACUCUCAGAAGGAGCAAAAAGGAAAAGCCAGCGGCCCAUCUAUCAGGCGUUUGAGAAAGGGGGAAGGUGCGGCGUGGAUCGUGAACUGAUGUUUCUGAAAAACGAAUGAACUCUAAAUAAUGAAAAGUGUUUUCUCGGUAACGUCAGUGCAGGAGGAGGACACGGCAAGUGUCAAUUAAAAUAUACUGUUGUACUCGGAGAAAGAAUGCGCACUGCUUUACUUAUGUCUUUUUAAUUUAUUUUUUUAUUUAUUUGUAAAUAAAGGUUGUUGUUUAGAUAUUUAAGCAUAUUGUUCAGAAACUGUGUAGGACAUACAAAGGACAAUGUCUUAACCUUGUAGUAGGCCUCUCUGUUUUCACUGUUUUCGUUCCAGUGUAGUGCCAUACUGAUUUUUUAAAUGUACUUUCAACAAAUAUUUGUACUUUUUUAGACAUCCAACAAUUGCACUAAAAUGUGGACCAACUGGAUGUGUUUAUUUAUACACUACAUUACAUACACGACAAACUAAGCAAGACUCAUUUUGUGUUUUCUUUCUUUCUUUUUUUUCUUUCUUUCUUCCUUUCUUUCUCUCUUUCA